AUGAUUUUAGACCGUUUGAUAUUAACGUGCAAAGACGAAAGCCUUCAAGCGAAAGCGUUAGAAAACAACUGGACACUCGAAGACUUCUUAAAGUAUGCGACUACAAAGCAAGACUUCGAAGCACAAAGAAACGAAAUGAAAAUGGAAAUUAAGAAAGAAUCACUCGAAGUACGAAGAGUAGCUGAUAAAAGAUUCUCGAGAGGAAAAUCGCAAAAGCUGUACUCGUUUAGAAAUCGCGAAAACCCGAGAAAACCCGUCAGCGACGUGAAAGAUAACAAAACCUGCACGAAGUGUGGUCGUGACAAAUCACAUUCUACAUGCCCAGCUGCCGAAAAAGAAUGUUUCAAUUGCCAGAAGAUUGGUCAUUUCCGUGCACAGUGUUUCUCAAAGAAAACCCGACAGCAGAUCGAAGCAAGUAAAAGCUGCUGGCUUGCAUGGUGGUUCUGUGAUGAAUGAUUUCCAACAAGAUUCUGUCGACUCGUCUGAUUCCGAUCCUGAGUUUUACAAAUGUGUGAGCGAGAAAUUGGGUAUACGGGCAGUAAAAGGACAAAAUACUAGCAACAGUUUGUUACCUGUUUACAUCUGUGGAACCAAGGUUAUCGUUGAUCCAGAUGCCGGCGCUGAUGUCGACCUAAUCUCAGUUAAAGAUUUCAAGAAAAUUCAUGAAGCAAAUCCUGAGAUCAAGAAACAAAUAAAGAAACCAAAACAGAAGAUCUACGCCCUGAAUGGUAAAGAGCUGGAAGUUAUAGCUACAAUUAAAGAUGCAAAGUUGUCAAACAAGAACGCAGAAAUACUCACUGAUCUCUACGUUAUUGAGGACGGUAUUCAUAAAUUCCCAUUAUUAUCAGAAAGAACACUGAUGAAUCUUGGUAUGAUUAAAUACAGCGCUGAGGGAGAGUUUGUGAAGAAAGUUGACACGAGACAAAGCAAUGACAAAGAAAGAAAGUGUAAACCUGAAGAUAAAGUACCACAAGAAGAGCUCAGGAAGAUCUUGCAGAAACAUAAGAAGAUUUCCAAGGCAUAG
Molecule: messenger RNA, 1024 nt
Organism: Paramuricea clavata
Lineage: Eukaryota; Metazoa; Cnidaria; Anthozoa; Malacalcyonacea; Plexauridae
Source: the annotation of a GenBank genome assembly